AUGAUCAAUUGGAAUGAAUUACCGAGUGAGAUCAUCAGUGCUGUCUCCGAUUAUUUGAGUUUUUCUGAACGUCGUACACUAUCGAUGGUGAGCCGUCGUUGUCGACAGAUUGUGAACGCGAGACGUGAGAAAUUCUCUGGUGUGAUCGUUCGCGGAAUGCCGUCCAUAAAUUACUUUUUCAUUGAUAUCGCCUUUGAUGAUGGAUCACGGUUACGAAAGGAAUUCAGUUCAAGUUACAGUGGAACGACUGACGUCAAGACUGUCCUGACUGACUAG
Messenger RNA from Cooperia oncophora, 276 nucleotides. NCBI's taxonomy places the organism in Eukaryota, Metazoa, Nematoda, Chromadorea, Rhabditida, Trichostrongylidae. The record is from the annotation of a GenBank genome assembly.